This is a messenger RNA of Oxyura jamaicensis (ruddy duck), 2378 nucleotides long. It is a transcript of the gene AHCYL1, whose product is annotated as adenosylhomocysteinase like 1. The transcript has 17 exons. Lineage: Eukaryota; Metazoa; Chordata; Aves; Anseriformes; Anatidae. Gene Ontology annotation, cellular component: cytosol. The coding region runs from base 271 to 1722 and encodes 483 amino acids. Gene Ontology annotation, biological process: L-methionine cycle. The record is from RefSeq and is a predicted model, not a curated record.
UGGUGUGAGCCUGCCCACGUUGCCGUCCCCAGCUUGAGGCCCCUCUAGGACUGAGGGGAGGAUCUCGGGCGCAGCUGGAGCCGCGUCGGCCCCGUGGAUGCUGAGCAGUUUGUGUCUCCCUUGCCUUUGGUAACGCUGCCCCGGGCACCGGCGCGAGCCUGAGCAGCGCAGCACACCAGGGGAUCACUGACGUAUUUUUUCCCCUCUUGUCAUUGACUUGUUUAAGGUGAAAAAGUAAAGCAGCAGGAGCAAAUCCAGUUUGCAGAUGACAUGCAGGAGUUCACCAAGUUCCCGACCAAGACUGGCCGCCGGUCCCUGUCCCGUUCCAUCUCGCAGUCUUCCACAGACAGCUACAGCUCCGCUGCCUCCUACACAGACAGCUCUGACGAUGAGGUGUCCCCCCGUGAGAAGCAGCAAACCAACUCCAAAGGCAGCAGCAAUUUCUGUGUGAAGAACAUCAAGCAGGCAGAGUUUGGACGCCGGGAGAUCGAGAUCGCCGAGCAGGACAUGUCUGCUCUGAUUUCACUCAGGAAGCGAGCUCAAGGGGAGAAGCCUUUGGCUGGAGCUAAAAUUGUAGGCUGUACACACAUUACAGCACAGACCGCGGUGCUGAUCGAGACGCUGUGUGCGCUGGGAGCGCAGUGCCGCUGGUCUGCCUGUAACAUCUAUUCCACCCAGAACGAGGUGGCGGCCGCCUUGGCAGAAGCAGGUGUUGCUGUGUUUGCCUGGAAAGGGGAGUCAGAGGAUGACUUCUGGUGGUGCAUUGACCGCUGUGUUAACGUAGAAGGCUGGCAGGCCAACAUGAUUCUGGAUGAUGGUGGGGACCUGACCCAUUGGGUUUAUAAGAAGUACCCCAACAUAUUCAAGAAGAUUCGAGGGAUUGUGGAGGAGAGUGUGACUGGUGUGCACAGGCUGUACCAGCUCUCCAAGGCCGGGAAGCUCUGUGUCCCAGCCAUGAACGUGAAUGACUCCGUCACCAAACAGAAAUUUGACAACCUGUAUUGCUGCCGGGAAUCCAUCCUGGAUGGCCUGAAGAGGACCACAGAUGUGAUGUUUGGAGGAAAGCAAGUGGUGGUUUGUGGCUAUGGGGAGGUCGGCAAGGGAUGCUGUGCUGCUCUGAAAGCCCUGGGAGCGAUCGUCUACGUCACGGAGAUUGACCCCAUCUGUGCUCUCCAAGCCUGCAUGGAUGGGUUUCGUGUGGUGAAGCUGAGUGAAGUAAUCCGUCAGGUCGACGUCGUCAUCACCUGCACAGGAAACAAGAAUGUUGUGACCAGAGAACACCUGGAUCGGAUGAAAAACAGCUGCAUUGUGUGCAACAUGGGCCACUCCAACACGGAAAUCGAUGUGACCAGCCUCCGGACCCCCGAGCUGACCUGGGAGCGCGUCCGCUCACAAGUGGACCACGUCAUCUGGCCGGACGGGAAGCGGGUGGUGCUGCUGGCCGAGGGCCGUCUUCUCAACCUGAGCUGCUCCACAGUUCCCACCUUUGUCCUCUCCAUCACGGCCACCACUCAGGCUCUGGCUCUGAUCGAGCUUUACAAUGCUCCCGAGGGCCGCUACAAGCAGGACGUGUACCUGCUGCCGAAGAAGAUGGAUGAGUACGUUGCCAGCUUGCACCUGCCUUCGUUUGAUGCCCACCUGACGGAACUGACGGAUGAUCAGGCAAAAUACCUGGGACUCAACAAAAACGGGCCUUUCAAGCCCAACUACUACAGAUACUGAUGGACCAUACCUAUGAAGGACCAGACCACACAAGGCAACAUUAGAGAGAUUAUUUUUAAAAAUCAUUUUAUUUUGGCCUUUUUUUUUAAAAAAAAACCGACAAAGAAACCUGUUUUUACAUUUAUCAGUGUGAUUUUAAGGUCACCUAUUUUUUUUCCUCCUGAGUUUCACCCUUUUAUGUGAUCACAUCUCUGUCUGAUCUUGGCAGACAACCUGGGAUUUGCUUCCUGCUUUGAUGUGGCUGAAGCCGCUGGUGGCUCCCAGCCCUGGUUCCCUUUCCUGGUGUGCGAAGGGCAAUUAAUUCCUGCAGUGGUGUUUUUUUGACCUUUCCAGCCCAUGUUAGUCUCGUCCAGGAUAUCGGCAGAUAUGGAGAUGCUGUUCUACCUUAACUUACAUUUUCUUUCUUUGUGUGGAUUAUCUGCAACUUCUAAAUUGCCUUAAAGAGCCCAGUUUUAGCUGCUAGAUCUGUGCUCCUAGCUCUGCCUGGGAGCAGAGUGGCGCCUGCUGGCCACCUCGUGAAUAGGUGACUGUCCCCACCCGGCCAGGGUCCCUGUGCAGAGGUGGCCACUGGCCUGGGUUUGGCUGGCUGGGUACGGGGAGCUCACUGUUCCAGGGUGCUAAUCUGAAUUUGGACGGGGUCACUCACCCAGCGUUAU